AUGGACUCUCCCCUCCAACAGGCUAGCAUCCCCAUCAUCGACUUUGCGCCGUUGCUUAGCGGCCGAUCUGACGAUGCUGCAGCCGUCGGUCGAGCUGUCUACGAGGCAUUUCGAGACUUUGGCUUUGCUUAUCUCAGCAACCAUGGCUUUCCUCAGGAUACCAUAGACGAGGCCUUUAGCUGGAGUGCCAGGUUCUUUGCUCUUCCCCAGGCCACCAAAGAAAUAGCCCCACAUCCACCACAAGGCUGCGGAAUUGGCCGCGAGAAGCUCAGUCAGAUGGUUUUCGACCACGCCGCCAUCGGAGAACUGCGCAAGGUUCCCGACUACAAGGAGUUAUUUGAAAUGGGGCGGGAAGACGAUAUCGCAAUGCCCAAUAUCUGGCUGCCGGAAGAGAUGCUGCCGGGCUUCAAGCUGUUCUUUCUAAAGUUUUACGAGAAGUGCUACGUGCUAGAGCUGCAGUUGCUUCGCGUCAUUGCGUUGGGAAUGGGCCUGGAUGGACGGUAUUUCUGGAAUUACCACACGAACAAGGACAACCAGAUUCGCCUGCUGCAUUAUCCUCCAGUAGAAGAGGCCCAUGUGCGACGCGGGAAGAUGGAACGCUGUGCAAGCCACACGGACUAUGGUACGAUGACACUUCUGUUCCAGGACACUGUCGGUGGCCUCGAAGUCGAGGAUAUCCACGAAAAGGGCAAGUUUAAUCCCGCACCGCCCGUACCUGGAACCGUUUUGGUCAACAUAGGUGAUUUUCUGCAGCGAUGGAGCAACGACAGUCUGAAAUCUACACUACAUCGUGUGCGAGCACCGCUGCUAUCUGAGAAUGGCAUUAUGAAGACUGAACAAGAGGCUUAUGGAAAUGGAAGAGUUACCCCUUCACGCUAUUCGAUCCCAUACUUUGUGUCAGCAGAUCGUGAAAAGGUUAUCGACUGUUUGCCUGGCUGCUCUGGCCCUGAUAAACCGAAAAAAUACGAGCCCAUCAAUAGUGGAGAUUACAUGGCUAUGCGUCUGAACGCUACGUAUUAG
This is a messenger RNA of Grosmannia clavigera kw1407, 1020 nucleotides long. RefSeq names its product thymine dioxygenase. The transcript has 3 exons. Lineage: Eukaryota; Fungi; Ascomycota; Sordariomycetes; Ophiostomatales; Ophiostomataceae. The record is from RefSeq and is a predicted model, not a curated record. Bases 1 to 1020 code for a protein of 339 amino acids. Gene Ontology annotation, molecular function: dioxygenase activity.